AUGGUUGCAGCGGGCCUGCUCUUGUUCCUUCUUCCGGUGGUCUGGGGCAGGCCCACAACCACCCCCUUGGAAUUGGUCGUUCGCAGCCAGCGUCCGGGUCCUCCCUCAGGGUUCUCAUUAGGCCACGUCUCUGAAGACACGCUACGACUGACUAUCGCCAUAACACAACCUGACCUUUCCGGACUUCAGGCCGCGCUCCUCGAUGUCAGUCAUCCGUCAAGCGCCAAUUAUGGUCGACAUCUCUCCAAACAUGAGGUUGAGCAAUUUGCAGCGCCAAGGCCCGACAGUACGAAGGCGGUGAUGAACUGGCUGACAUCGAAUGGGAUCACCCCAACUGCGCAGUCCGGAUCCGGGGACACGCUAGAUCUUGAGCUCCCAAUUGCACGCGCGAACGUCUUACUCGCGGCUAAUUUCACUCCUUAUGUUCACGACGCUACGAAUAUGAUUAUGACACGCACGCUUUCGUAUUCUCUCCCGGCGCACCUGCAUGAGCACAUCGCAUUUGUGUAUCCGACUACGCACUCCCCCAGGAGAGAAGACGUUCCUGCAAGCUGCGACCAGAGGAUGACCCCAAGCUGCCUUCAAGCACUGUACAACAUCCCAUCAGCUCCUGCUACGGCAGCAAACAACAGCAUCUUCGUAGGCGGCUUCAAUAGUAACAUGGCAACGCAAGCAGAUCUCUCCAGUUUCCUUGCAGCUCAGCGUCCUGACUUCCCCAACGGGACGUUGAGUACCACAUCCCUCGACGGGACCCAGCUCAACUCUCAAUCGGCCACUAUCGAAGGGAGCCUCGACGUGCAAUACACCGCAGGUUUGGCGACGAACGUUUCGACUACUCUGCUCUCUUCGUCCAGCUCGCAAAUGAGCGACUUUGUUGCUAUGGCACAGUUCUUGCUCAAACAAGAUCAGGUUCCAUUGGUUCUCUCUACGAGUGCGGGCUUCAUCGAGGAGCCAGAUAGCGUGGACAUGCAAACGAUGCUCUGCAACUAUUACAUGCAGUUGGGUGCUCGAGGGACAACGGUCAUAUUCUCAACAGGGGACAACGGAGUCGCCGGGAACUCGGUGACGUGCUCCGCAGGGAAGGCACUCCAACCGUCAUUCCCCGCGAGCUGCCCGUAUGUGACCGCAGUCGGUAGCACCGCCAACAUCCCGGAGACCGCGGCUUCGUUCUCAGGCGGGGGCUUCUCCAACACCUUUACCUGCCCGGACUACCAGAAAGACGCCGUGGCGGCGUAUUUGAAGAAGCUCAAUUCAACAAAUGCCGGACUGUUCGACGCUUCGGGACGUGCGUACCCGGAUGUGUCGAUGCAAGGUGUGAAUUUUGCUAUCAAGGUCAACGGGCAGGACGUGCUCGUCAAUGGGACCAGCGCGUCAGCGCCGGCAUUCGCGAGCGUGGUCGCUCUGUUGAACGACCAGCUGCUCAAUGCUGGGAAGAGCCCUUUGGGGUUCCUCAACCCAUUGCUCUACUCGAGCGGCGUUUCUGCGUUCAACGACAUCACGACAGGGAGCAACCCUGGCUGUGGUACGGAGGGCUUUCAAGCAGCCGCUGGAUGGGAUCCGGUUACUGGGUUAGGCACGCCGGACUUCAACAAGCUGCUGAGCGUUGUUUCCAAUGGCACCAUUCACUUGUCCACGGCGUCGAACCCGAGGUCGUCCUCAAUCUCAACCCCAGCCCCGACCCCGCAGGCUCCUCAGGCAAUACCAGAUCACGCACAGAAGGACAAUGGGGCGGGUUCGGCAAUCGUUCCCAACUUGACUUACUUUGUACCUCUCAUACUGCUCUCAAUACUUAUGCAGUAG
Messenger RNA from Dichomitus squalens LYAD-421 SS1, 1800 nucleotides. RefSeq names its product subtilisin-like protein. The transcript is spliced from 8 exons. NCBI's taxonomy places the organism in Eukaryota, Fungi, Basidiomycota, Agaricomycetes, Polyporales, Polyporaceae. Gene Ontology annotation, molecular function: serine-type endopeptidase activity; tripeptidyl-peptidase activity. The record is from RefSeq and is a predicted model, not a curated record. Gene Ontology annotation, biological process: proteolysis. Bases 1 to 1800 code for a protein of 599 amino acids.